CCAACAUCCAGUGACGCAAUACUCCAAUAAAUCUUUUCUAAACUUGAUCCAGAAUAUAUUCUAAAAACUAUUACCAGCUAAGCGAGCGAUAAUUUUUUUUCUUUUACGUAUAAAAAUGCGCCAAGCCAAGCUCUCAUCGACAGUAGUAUUGUUCAAUCAUCAUUCGAAUGCCAAACCGAUUUUAUACAACAUGAAGGGUUUGAUCGUCAUCUUUGCUUUGUUUUUUGUCACCGUUUCAGCGAGAAAAUCCAUACCAUCAGAAACCGAAGGAAAGGUAUUAAUGGAUGAAUGCAUGUUGGACAAAUACGGCAAGGAUCCACAUGAUAUGAACAUCGAUCACAACGUGACGCAAGUGUUGUCGUGCACGUUUGCUUGCAAGUUACAAAUCGAUGGAGUGAUUCUUAAUGACAACUCGCUGAAUGUGCCAGUUCUUGAGGAGCUUUUCAAAGAGAGAAUUGCAGCCAGCGAUUUUCCCUACGUGGAUGUUUUUGCUAAAACUUAUUACCAGUGCAGAAAAGAUUAUCCCGAGCACUGCGACUGGGAAGUGUGCAUGGAAAAAAGAAUGCCGGUGGUACCGGAACCGGUAAAAGAUAUAGAACUUGGGAGUCAGAACAUUCAAAUUAUUGACCAACAAAAAUAGUUUGCUGAACAAGAUGAAUUAGAUGUCAUUGUUCGUAAUGGAAAAA
This is a messenger RNA of Trichogramma pretiosum, 686 nucleotides long. RefSeq lists its product as uncharacterized. The coding region runs from base 116 to 640 and encodes 174 amino acids. Gene Ontology annotation, molecular function: odorant binding. The transcript has 5 exons. The record is from RefSeq and is a predicted model, not a curated record. NCBI's taxonomy places the organism in Eukaryota, Metazoa, Arthropoda, Insecta, Hymenoptera, Trichogrammatidae.